Messenger RNA from Adineta ricciae, 1617 nucleotides. Lineage: Eukaryota; Metazoa; Rotifera; Eurotatoria; Adinetida; Adinetidae. The record is from the annotation of a GenBank genome assembly.
AUGGUGUGUUUGCUUGAAAAUCUAUCCAACGAAAUUUUCUAUGAAAUAUUCGAUUAUCUCGAUGGUUGUGAAUUAUAUCACGGAUUUUCAAAUCUCAAUUCUCGUUUCCAUCAGCUACUAAACUCUCCCUUACUUUUUUAUGAACUCAAAUCUCAUUGUACAUCGAAUCAGUUCGAUGAAUGCAUGAGAUAUAUUAAUCCAAAUCAAAUUCGUUCAUUCAAUGUCUCAUCGGAAUUGCGAAUCGACAAGUUCUUCUCGUCGUUCAAUAUCGACUCAUCACUUCAUCAUCUUCGAUCGAUUUUCGUUGAGAACAUCAAGCCUGAAACGCUUUCCGAUCUCUUGACGAAUUGUACUCAUUUACCAUGUCUUACUUCGCUGAAUAUCAUGUCCUAUCAUCAGUUAUUAGAUCUAUGUCAGAUUUAUCCAUUGAUUUUCAACUUAUCAACACUAAAAUCUCUGACAGUAACGUCACAUGAAUUCAAGAACUCCAUGGCAUUACCAUACGCCACUGAAAGUCAACAAACAAGCAAAAUCGAACAUAUGAACAUCAACCACCGUGUUACCUUUCAGGAACUUGCGACGAUUAUUUCCUACACGCCAAAACUCUUUCGUUUAGAAUUUCUACACGAAGAUGAAGAUGAUUCAACAGUUGAAUUAAUCACACCAACGCAACUGUCAAACAUAACUCACAUCUCAAUGACGAUUAUGUACUUGAAUUACGAUGAUAUGGACAUCUUCUUGCAUAAAUUACCAUCCACUCUCGAAAGUUUCAAUUUUUUCGUAUGUGAAAUCGAUAUCAGUUAUCUCGAUUUCAGCAUGUGGGAAGAAUUAAUCAAAGAAAACUUUCCCCAACUGAAAAACUUUUAUUUCAAUUACACUGCCACGAUUCCUGAUGAAGAAGAAUUCAUAUUUACUGGUUGUGUGCUCGAUCAAUUUGUGUCGCCAUUUUGGAUCGCUCGACAAUGGUUUAAUCAAAUAAUCAUUCGCCAAGAAUCGAUUGCAAUCACGAUUAAACCGCACAAAAAAAGAUGGUACGAAUGCCUUACAACCCAUAGCAAACUGAAUAUAAAUGAGUCAAGUUUACUUAGCAUUCAAUACACACCCGAAGAUCAAUGGUUGGAUGUACUCUAUGAUGAAAUCGAAUGGGUGACCGAUGUGGCAACGAUCUAUCAUUUAGAAAUGACAGGAACGUUUUUUAUCGGGGUUAUGGGUCAAAUUUUCAAUCUUCUGCCUGAUCUUCAUACAUUCCGUAUCUCCUCGAUCACAUUACCAACGGUUACAUUGUUAACUGAUGAUGAAUUAGAACAGUUUAUCGACGCAACGACUUCUAAUCGGAUUACGAAAGUUUAUCUGGAGAAAAUGAACACAUUUGAUGAGUUUCUUUUCCUUAUUGAUUUAUUUCCGAGAUUAGAAUCGCUUCAGAUCGGUUGUAAAAGCGAUAUUGACAUUGAAUUAUUCUUGCACGUGAUUCUCAUCAAGAUAAAUAGUAAAAAGUCGAAUCUUCGUUUACUGGCCAUGCGCAUUCCGACAGCUGACGACCAUAUAGUGAAGAAAAUACAAAAUCUUAUUGAUCUUACGAUUACACGUGCGAAUGACACAAUUUUCUUGCGACUAUAA